Molecule: messenger RNA, 9281 nt
Organism: Nycticebus coucang (slow loris)
Lineage: Eukaryota; Metazoa; Chordata; Mammalia; Primates; Lorisidae
Gene: PTPRG
Product: protein tyrosine phosphatase receptor type G
Exons: 30
Coding region: 716-5050 (1444 amino acids)
Biological process (GO): protein dephosphorylation
Molecular function (GO): protein binding; protein tyrosine phosphatase activity
Source: RefSeq, a predicted model, not a curated record
UUACUUCCUGUAUGGAGGCAUGGCCAGUUUCCAGCCCCGCGCUCCCCGUUCCUCCCCAGCCUGCGUCGGAGCCACAACUUUCAGGAGCAUGGACUGAAGGCGCCCUCGCCCCAGCGCCCCUCUGAAAUCCUUUGUGUUUUCCUGCGUUUCCUCCGGCCGUUUCUAUUUUGGGGGGCUCUCCGCUCCCCCCACCUCUCCCCUCCCCUUCCCCGCUUGCAAACAUGCCUCCUUCCUUCCCGGGGCCCUGGAAGGAGCUGCCUGCCUGAAGCCCGGAGGCGCCGCGCCGCGCUCAGCCCCGCCGCCGCCCGCCGGCUCUCGGGCUGUGCUGCGCUGCCGACUCAAGUUGGGGAUCCUCGGCUGCUCGCCGCCGCCGCUCGCGGUCCCUGCCUUCCCCGGGCCCGGGGCAUCGCCGCCGUCCGCCGACUCCUCGCCCUGCCUGCUCGGCUCGCUCCUUUUUGAACGGAAAGCAGCCUUUCUCUGUUGAAAGGAUCGUCCCCAGCGUGGUUCCACAUUCCCGGUCACUUUUUGAGAUUUUCCGGGGGACGCUCGGAGGCUUCCCGGAUUCCAAGGGGACUCGGGCCGCCGAGCGCGGGGGGCCCGGGGAACAGGCGAGCCGGGGAAGCGCCCCGGCUUAGUGGAGGCUCGCACGGAGGCAAGAACUUAUUCAACAAGUUUACCCCCCCUGCUUUUCUCUUUUCGAUGUGCGUUUUCGGACAUGCGGAGGUUACUGGAACCGUGUUGGUGGAUUUUGUUCCUGAAAAUCACCAGUUCCGUGCUCCAUUAUGUCGUGUGCUUCCCGGCAUUGACAGAAGGCUACGUCGGGGCCCUGCACGAGAACAGGCACGGCAGCUCGGUGCAGAUCCGCAGACGCAAGGCUUCGGGGGACCCGUACUGGGCCUACUCGGGUGCCUAUGGUCCUGAGCACUGGGUCACGUCUAGCGUCAGCUGUGGGGGCCGCCACCAGUCUCCUAUAGACAUUUUAGACCAGCAUGCACGUGUUGGAGAAGAAUACCAGGAACUGCAACUUGAUGGCUUUGACAAUGAAUCUUCUAACAAAACCUGGAUGAAAAACACAGGGAAAACAGUUGCCAUCCUUCUGAAAGACGACUAUUUUGUCAGUGGCGCUGGCCUGCCUGGCAGAUUCAAAGCUGAGAAGGUGGAAUUUCACUGGGGCCACAGCAAUGGCUCGGCAGGCUCUGAACACAGCAUCAACGGCAGGAGGUUUCCUGUUGAGAUGCAGAUUUUCUUUUACAAUCCAGAUGACUUUGACAGCUUUCAAACUGCAAUUUCUGAGAACAGAAUAAUCGGAGCCAUGGCCAUAUUUUUUCAAGUCAGUCCAAGGGACAAUUCUGCACUGGAUCCUAUUAUCCAUGGGUUGAAGGGCGUCGUACAUCAUGAGAAAGAGACCUUUCUGGAUCCUUUUGUGCUGCGGGACCUCCUGCCUGCAUCCCUGGACAGCUAUUACCGAUACACAGGCUCUUUGACCACCCCACCAUGUAGCGAAAUCGUGGAGUGGAUCGUCUUCCGCAGACCUGUCCCCAUCUCUUACCAUCAGCUUGAGGCUUUUUAUUCCAUCUUCACCACGGAGCAGCAAGACCACGUCAAGUCAGUGGAAUAUCUGAGAAACAACUUUCGACCCCAGCAGCGUCUGAAUGACAGGGUGGUGUCCAAGUCCGCUGUCCGUGAUGCCUGGAGCCAUGACAUGAACGACUUCUUAGAAAACCCACUGGGGACAGAAGCCUCCAAAGUUUGCAGCUCUCCACCCAUCCACAUGAAGGUGCAGCCUCUGAACCAGACGGCACUGCAGGUGUCCUGGAGCCAGCCGGAGACCAUCUACCACCCUCCCAUCAUGAACUACAUGAUCUCCUACAGCUGGACCAAGAAUGAGGACGAGAAGGAGAAGACCUUCACGAAGGACAGUGACACAGACUUGAAAGCAACCAUUAGCCACGUCUCACCCGAUAGCCUUUACCUGUUCCGAGUCCAGGCCGUGUGCCGAAACGACAUGCGCAGCGACUUCAGCCAGACCAUGCUCUUCCAAGCAAAUACCACCCGAAUAUUCCAAGGGACCAGAAUUGUGAAAACGGGAGUGCCCACAGCGCCUCCUGCCUCUUCAGCUGACAUGGCCCCCAUCAGUUCGGGAUCUUCCACCUGGACGUCCUCUGGCAUCCCCUUCUCAUUUGUUUCCAUGGCAACUGGGAUGGGCCCGUCGUCCAGUGGCAGCCAGGCAACAGUGGCCUCAGUGGUCACCAGCACGCUUCUCGCCGGCCUGGGGUUUGGUGGCGGUGGCAUCUCCUCCUUCCCCAGCACGGUGUGGCCCACACGUCUGCCCACAGCCGCUGCCGCCGGCAAGCAGGCGGGCAGGCCGGUCCUCGCAACCACAGAAGCCUUGGCUUCUCUGGGGCCAGACGGCGAUUCAGCGCCAACCAAGGACAGCGAGGGCACGGAGGAAGGUGGGGAAAAAGAUGAAAAGAGUGAGAGUGAGGAUGGUGAGCGGGAGCAUGAGGAGGAGGGCGAGAAGGACUCCGAGAAGAAGGAGAAGAGUGAGACGACCCAGGCCGCCCAGGAGCAGAGCCAGACCCAGCCCAGCCCCACAGCCUCGUCUCCCAACAGGACUACCCAGGACAGGGGGCAUCAGACUAUACCUGGGCGGGGGCCAGGCCUCACCGCUGUCCCCACACACCAGCCGGGGGAGAGGAGGGAUGCUGACCCAGAUCUGGACCCCGAUUCGGUCACCUCCACCCAAGUGCCCCCUACAGUCACAGAGGAACAGUAUGCAGGGAGUGAUCCCAGGAGGCCGGACUCGCCGUCUAAAAAGCCCCGAGGGGACCGAUUUUCCGAGGAUAGCAGAUUUAUCACUGUCCAUCCAGAAAAGAACACUUCUGGAAUGAUAAGCCGUCCUGCCCCAGGAAGGAUGGAGUGGAUCAUCCCUCUGAUUGUGGUAUCAGCCUUGACCUUCGUGUGCCUCAUCCUUCUCAUCGCUGUGCUCGUUUACUGGAGAGGGUGUAACAAAAUAAAGUCCAAGGGCUUUCCCAGACGUUUCCGUGAAGUGCCUUCUUCUGGGGAGAGAGGAGAGAAGGGGAGCAGAAAAUGUUUUCAGACUGCUCAUUUCUACGUGGAAGAUAGCAAUUCGCCUCGAGUGGUCCCCAAUGAAAGUAUUCCUAUUAUUCCUAUUCCCGAUGACAUGGAAGCCAUUCCUGUCAAACAGUUUGGUAAACACAUCGGUGAGCUCUAUUCUAAUAACCAGCACGGGUUCUCUGAGGAUUUUGAGGAAGUCCAGCGCUGUACAGCUGAUAUGAACAUCACUGCAGAACAUUCCAAUCAUCCAGAAAACAAGCACAAAAACAGAUACAUCAACAUCUUAGCAUAUGAUCAUAGUAGGGUGAAGUUAAGACCUUUACCAGGAAAAGACUCUAAGCACAGCGACUACAUUAAUGCAAACUAUGUUGAUGGUUACAACAAAGCAAAAGCAUACAUUGCCACCCAGGGACCUUUGAAGUCUACGUUUGAAGAUUUCUGGAGGAUGAUUUGGGAACAAAACACUGGAAUCAUUGUCAUGAUUACGAACCUUGUGGAAAAAGGAAGACGAAAAUGUGAUCAAUAUUGGCCAACAGAGAACAGUGAGGAGUAUGGAAACAUUAUUGUCACGCUGAAGAGCACAAAAGUUCAUGCCUGCUACACUGUCCGCCGUUUCUCAGUCAGAAACACAAAAGUGAAAAAGGGUCAGAAGGGAAACCCCAAGGGGCGCCAGAAUGAGAGGGUAGUGAUCCAGUAUCACUACACGCAGUGGCCUGACAUGGGAGUUCCUGAGUACGCCCUGCCGGUCCUGACUUUCGUGAGGAGAUCAUCAGCAGCGCGGACACCAGAAAUGGGGCCUGUGUUGGUGCACUGCAGUGCUGGUGUGGGCAGGACAGGCACCUACAUUGUAAUAGACAGCAUGCUGCAACAGAUAAAAGACAAAAGCACAGUGAACGUCCUGGGAUUCCUGAAGCAUAUCAGGACACAGCGCAACUACCUCGUCCAGACUGAGGAGCAGUACAUUUUCAUCCAUGAUGCCUUGUUGGAAGCCAUCCUUGGAAAGGAGACUGAAGUAUCUUCAAAUCAGCUGCACAGCUAUGUUAACAGCAUCCUCAUACCAGGAGUAGGAGGAAAGACAAGACUGGAAAAACAAUUCAAGCUGGUCACACAAUGUAAUGCGAAAUACGUGGAAUGCUUUAGUGCUCAGAAAGAGUGUAACAAAGAAAAGAACAGAAACUCUUCAGUUGUGCCAUCUGAGCGUGCUCGAGUGGGUCUUGCACCAUUGCCUGGAAUGAAAGGAACAGAUUACAUUAAUGCUUCUUAUAUCAUGGGCUAUUAUAGGAGCAAUGAAUUUAUUAUAACCCAGCAUCCUCUGCCACAUACUACGAAAGAUUUCUGGCGAAUGAUUUGGGAUCAUAACGCACAGAUCAUUGUCAUGCUGCCAGACAACCAGAGCUUGGCAGAAGAUGAGUUUGUGUACUGGCCAAGCCGAGAAGAAUCCAUGAACUGUGAGGCUUUUACCGUCACCCUUAUCAGCAAAGACAGACUGUGCCUCUCUAAUGAAGAGCAAAUUAUCAUCCAUGACUUCAUCCUUGAAGCUACACAGGAUGAUUAUGUCCUAGAAGUUCGACACUUUCAGUGUCCCAAAUGGCCCAACCCAGAUGCUCCCAUAAGCAGUACCUUUGAACUAAUCAACGUCAUCAAAGAAGAGGCCUUAACAAGGGAUGGCCCCACCAUCGUUCAUGAUGAGUAUGGAGCAGUUUCAGCAGGAAUGUUAUGUGCCCUUACUACCCUGUCCCAGCAACUGGAGAAUGAAAAUGCUGUGGAUGUUUUCCAGGUUGCAAAAAUGAUCAAUCUUAUGAGACCUGGAGUAUUCACAGACAUUGAACAAUACCAAUUUGUCUAUAAGGCAAUGCUCAGCUUGGUCAGCACUAAAGAAAAUGGAAAUGGUCCCAUGACAGUGGACAAAAAUGGUGCUGUUCUAAUUGCAGAUGAAUCAGACCCUGCCGAGAGCAUGGAGUCUCUCGUGUGACUGGAAUCCUGAAAGGGCACUUAAUUUGUAAACUUCGGAAAACUGAGAACUUUUUUGAGGCCUUUUUUGCCAGACUCUAGGUUAUACAAUAACCCAAUUACUUUUUUACACUGAUAAAAGUUUUGAUAUUUAUUUUUUGCCAUUUUAUGUCUUAAUGGUAUCCUACUGAGCAUUUGCACCUCUGUUCAUUUCACACCGUGAAACGCAAUUUUACCUAGUUUGCACUAUGCGUGUAUGAUCAGUGUUAUUGCCUAUAAUCUAAUACAAAAGCAAGCCCUGAUGUGACAUUCCAUGACAACAUACAUGCUCCUUUUUAGUUCAGUACAGUGAAGGUCUUUGUUAUGACAGUGAACCUUGAUUUUAUUAUCAUUAUUAUUAUUAUUGCUGAAACAGUUGCAUUCUACUAGCAGGCAAUGCUGUACUUUUCCUUGGUCCUCCUCUUUUUUUAGGCACUGUUCAAUACUGUAUGCCUUCUGUAUUUUAGUGGUGUGGAUGAGCCUUGUUUUCUUUUACAGACUGGCAGGCUACCGGGAGCUAAGAAGGUCUGUUAACCUCAUGGCCUUGAAACAGUUCCAUUUAAGAUGGCUAAGAGAUCCAUUAAAAAGUUAGAAGGCUUAAGAGUUGCUUCGUGUGAACAUCCAUUAGUUACAAAGUUAUAUUCACCGCUUUAAAAAAAAGUGUCAAAAUAAAGAAUAACUCUGUAUUACAGCUUUCACAGUAGACAUGUGGACAGUGUGUGUUCUUUCCAUUUUGACUCUCUGAAAUAGCUACACCCUAAAAUCAGGGCUUUUACGAUAGAAAGAUGGCAAUAUUUUACACAAUUCAGAUACAAGACCCUUUAGUUACUCUGCAUUCAUGCUUCUGGGUUUAUAAUACCAUACCUCACGGUAGGUGGAAGAAUGAAAAUUUUUACAGGUGUGUAAUUUUGAAACUCGUCUUCUAAAAAUUCCCUAUUCCUCGUACAGCAAUCUGAUAAAAAAACUACCUAUAUAGUUAAUCUUUUCUUUCCUUUUUUGCCAAAUGUUUCAUAAUAAAUCUCUUAAUAACAUAUAUUCUUCUACUUAAGAUUAAUUUGGAAAUGCUGUAUUAGCAAAAGUCUUAGGACUAUAUAGAAUCCCACAUAUGGAUAAAUCUGAUUUGGAGAAUAUUAAAAUCUCGAAUUAAAGGUAAUACCUACGUUUUCAAGUAGUUCAAAGGGAGAUGGGUUUGUAGGCUUUUGUGUGGUUUAGUGUUAAGAACAGAUACACUUCAGUAAAAAAUGCCGAUAAGCAUUAGAGAGCCCAAGGAAGUUAUUUGUUCCACUCUAGGAAAUCAUAUUCACCCUGUAGUAUACAAUGGGAAAAUUAGGAGCAUUAAUAAGAAAUGUUUGUAGAAUUUGUUAGAAAAAUAAGCUACUUACUGAAAUCUGUUUCUUCCACUAUAUGUUUGCUUUUGAGGGAUAGCUUCUAUCAGAAAUAAAAUCAGCACCAGAACUGGACCUGUUAAGAAGAACAGGUUUUAUGUCCAUGAAUUUCAAUGAAAAGGCCACCAGGCUGCUAUUAUACCAUCUGAGUAGGCAUUAAACAUUAAUUAAUUAUGAUCAACACUGAAGUUCUAUUUAUCCUGAGUUGGUUUUCUAUGAAGUUUGUCAGAAUGGUGCUGGAAGACCAAAUUUCCUAAAGAGAAAAAAAUCUAUAGGCCAAGUUCAUGAAUUACAUAAUUUACCAGGGUUAAUCUCAUCAUUUUAUCACAAGAUUUGAUAACCCAGAAUAGUCUGUUUUUCAAGAAUUAUGUAGGACAGUCUUGAGAAAAGGUGUUCAAGUGAGCAAAGUUUGCCACAUUGUAUGUGUGCUAGACAACAGACACCUUUACAGCCCCUCUGAGUGACACAGGAUGUUCUACUGAACUCAAGAAAAGCUGGAACACAGGAGCACUACAGCUGCCAGGCAUCGAAGGAAAUCAGGGAGGGAAAGGCUAGAUUUUUUUUUGUUUUAAGUCAAUUAAAUGGUUUUAGACAGAGUAUUGAUGUAAGCUAACUCUUUUUUAGUAGAUGGCAAAGUGGUCUUGGUUUUCAAAAGUGUUUGAGUUCAUGGUCCCUCUCUCAAUUUUUGCUUAGUAAAAGUAAACAUUGGUUAGAAGACAAAUAACAAGUAUUCCCUUCUGUACUGUCUACGGAGGGCUCAAUUUGUGGAGAUAUAUACCUCCCAGUGCAAUUCUGUGACUAUCUGUCACAAAGAUAUCACAGUCAUAAAAGAGACAGCUAGUAAAUAGGAUAGGGACAUAAUAAGGAUGGGUUAGAAGUUUUCUGUGAGCAGUCUGUGUGUCUCUGGCAGGUGUGAACCAAAGUUACAGAUUCUGACCCACUGAACUAUGAGCAACUGUCACUUGACCGUUUUGGCACAGUAGUCCAAACAUACUUCACUAAGGAUAGUUAUAUUCAGCAGUUCUGCACUAUCGCCACAGAGCAUAUCCUCACUAUUAUUAUUCAUUUGUUAUUGGCAAAGAUUAUGCUUGCAUCUUUCCAGAGGCAGAGAGUUUCAAAAAUGGUGUUUGCUUUGAGACAUAAGCACACUGUUUAAGUACAUGACAAGGGGAAAUGAAAUAGCUAUUGCAAAUUCGUGUGUGCUAUUUGAUAAACCGUUCCUAUGUAGGAAUUUAACUCUAGGUAAACAUAAUGCACACAUCAUACAAAAUUGAAUAUAAUGAUCCAAGUGGGCAUGCUGGACAUGAGAGAAAAGACACUUGGUUGCCAUCAGGAGAACUUUUUCUUUCAUCCUAUAGCCAUGAUACUGUCUUUAAGUCUAAAAACAGAAAAAGCUAACUUCUGAAUUUUAAGAAGAAGAAGAUUAAUUUGUUUUCCUAAAUUUUAUGCCUUGGAUCUCUUAGGAGUCCACUUCAAGUAGAAGAGUCCAGCUGGGGUCAAAGAAGGGUGAUGGUGUUCAAGGUCUGGAUAUUGGGGGGUUUAGCCCAGAGUGACAUUGAAAUCAAUAACCUUACUUUAUAAUGACACAGCACAACUGCCUUGUUAUGAAUUUUUUCUUAAAAGCAUAUAUACUAUAUUUAAAAUUAAAAUAUAGAUAUCAAUUUACCAAAGAUACAUAUUACUAAUUCUAAGCAAAAAAAAAAAAAAGAAACUCAAACUCAUCAUAAUUUAAGAAAAAAAUAAUCAAAGCAUAGUUUGUCUUAAGAAUUUAGCAGUUAUACUGGAAAACACAUUUUCAACUCCUGUGUUCUAAAGUUUAUGUUCAAAUGGUGCCAGUGAACUUUUAUAUGAAGGGAAAUGCCUGCUUUUUUUUUUUUAACAGCUGUAAUUUCACUUAACCCUUUGCACUUUCCCUUGGUUGCCAUUUAACAUAUGAUAUUGGCUUUACUUAUCUCUAGAAAGAAGGCAUGCUACAAAUAGGAAGGAAUUGUAAUAAUGAUAUUUGGCCUCUACUUUGUCUUAGCUGUUAAACUGUUUUUAGUAUUUUUGUUAAAUAUUUGCAAAGGGAAGCAUUUUCUACAGAGGAUAAUUAAUUUCAAGAAAACUAUCUUGAGUUUUAAGAAAUAAACAUCUCCAGAAAAGGAGACAGUCGAUUUUAUAAAACGUCGCAACUCUCCAACAUUUGGGGUAGUGACUCCUUUUUUUUUUUUUUAGAACGUUUGAAACUAGCAAGCAGCCAUUGUUUCUAAAAAAAUUCAGCCUUCAUGUUGACUCAUAUUUCUUUCAAUUCAUUUUGAAAUAGUUAAGAUCAUUAAAACUGUAAAUAUUUUGUUGCUUGGGUAAGCAUCUUCUGGGAACUUUGUAUCUAUGGUAUAUAAUCAUAGAAUUUUAUAUUUUCAUAUAAAGCUAAUUUUUUUCUAGUUUCAACUCUGUCAGUUUUGUUUUGAUUUUUUUCCCCCUUUUUGUGGUGGAUAUGUGAAUUCAACUUUCUGUGUAUUGAAGUAGCAAGAACCAUCUUUGCAUUCCAAAAGAAUCCAACAUGUGUUAUUUCUUUGAGGCAGUGAUUGUGAAAGUUGGGUUUUAUUUUAAUUCCAUUGACCAUUUGUGCAAUAGGAAUUAGACAUAAUUAGUCACUGGACACAUUUGUCACAAUGACCCAUUUGGGAAAAGUGGGUUGUUUUUUUUUAAUUCGUUUGGGGGGAGGGGUUUUGUAACCUGAAAUUUUCCCUUUUUCUUCUGUUUAAAACUAUAUCAAAUCAUUCUAUUAUAGUGUUAUUUAAUAUGUAAAUUGUAUUGCUAUACAUAAAAUAAAGUAUGGUUUUUGAUGUA